AUGCUAGAUGUUCUUAGUCUAAAACACCCUUCAUCAAGACCUGCAUCAACAAGAGUAAAUAGUCAUCAUCAACUUCCCUUCUCAAAACCAUUAGGCUAUUUCCCUCCCGUAGGAGGCAUUCCCUUGACAGACACAAAUCCAAAUGUUGGGAUGAACGGAUUGCAUACUCACACGCUUGAUUUGGAAGGAAUCAGCAUGACAUUCCCAGCUAUAGCCACACUUCAAGAAUUAGAACUAGGGACAGUGACAACAAUCAAUGAGGACAUAUACGAAGGUUCCAUUUACGGUUCAUCUUUGAUGGGGAAAGCUCAAGGAAUGUAUGUAGCGAGUUCUGCAGAUGGUAACAGUCAUAUGAUGGCGAUGACUACUAGUUUUCUUGGUAAUGAGUAUGAGGAUGGUCUAAGGUUUUUCGGAGUGCAUAGGGGCGAUGUUUUUGAAUCACAUAUAGCAGUCAUAGGAGGUACCGGAAAGUAUCAUGAUGCAAAUGGCUAUGCUACUGUCAAGAUUGUCAAUGCAACAUCUAACAAAAGUGAAGAAGCAUACAAGAUUCUUUCAUUCAAUGUUUAUCUUGGUUAA
Molecule: messenger RNA, 576 nt
Organism: Solanum dulcamara
Lineage: Eukaryota; Viridiplantae; Streptophyta; Magnoliopsida; Solanales; Solanaceae
Product: dirigent protein 25-like
Exons: 1
Coding region: 1-576 (191 amino acids)
Source: RefSeq, a predicted model, not a curated record